AGUUGACCGGUAGAGAGCAGCGCAGCGCUCCAGCUGGGAGGAGUAGCCGUCGGCCGCCCCGCCCCACGCCGGCCAUGAGACUGCCUCACGCAGCAGCUCGCCUGCUGCCGCCGCUUUCCACCGCGGUCGCUCUGCGUCCGCAACGCGGGUUCGCCCAGACGCCGGGGCAGCUGGAAAACAAAACCAAGCAGAAGCUCCAAAAACAAAUCUGUCAAGUUGUUCUUGACCACUUUGAGAAGCAGUACUCGACAGAGCUAGGAGAUGCAUGGAGCACCAUCAGAGAGGUACUCACAUACCCAUCAUGCUGGCAGCACGCUGUCCUGCUAAACAAAUUCAGCCACACUGCUGACCUGGAGGACACCUUGUGUGCACAGGGAUAUCAUCCUGCCUUCAGAGGAACUUUGCCGUAUCUUCCGAGAUCACUGAAGUGUUACGUCAGUAGAACUCCUAGGAGGUUCCCUUCACAAAAACACCAGAGUGGUAAACUGAAAGAAUAUUAUCUACUCAAUGCUGCUUCUGUGUUACCAGUGCUAGCAUUGGAGGUGAAGGAUGGGGAAGACGUUUUGGAUCUCUGUGCUGCACCAGGGGGUAAAUCAGUAGUGAUCCUACAGUGUGCCCAUCCAGGUCAGUUUCACUGCAAUGAGUAUGAUGAGUUGAGAUCAAGAUGGUUGAAACAGACAAUGGAAUCCUUCAUCCCACAUCCUCUGUUUAACUUAAUAACUGUCUCAAACCUAGACGGUAGACAGAUUGGAGAACUUAAGCCUGAGUUCUAUGACAAGAUAUUGGUUGAUGCUCCUUGUUCAAAUGACAGAAGUUGGCUAUUCUCUUCUGAUAUUCAGCAAGCUACACUUAGGUUACUACAAAGGAAUGAGUUAUCUGUUCUGCAGUUCCAGCUGCUAAGGUCUGCUAUUAAAGCACUGCGUCCUGGUGGAUCACUGGUCUACUCUACGUGCACUCUCUCAAAGGAAGAGAACAGCAGUGUAAUAAAUCUCAUUCUGAACUCCUGCUCUAAUGUUAUUCCUGUAAAUAUAAGUGAAAUUGCCAAAGCUGUUUCCCAAGAAUUCACUUUUCACAGUGAUACACAACAGCAUGAACUUCUGGUUCUGCCAGAGAAAGGGAGAGCAUGGGGUCCAAUGUAUGUAGCUAAAUUACAGAAAAUGUAGUCCACGUGAUGCCUGUUAGUUUAUUCACUAAUCAAUGAAACUGUAUUUAUUUCUACUAUACUGUGUGUUUGAACACACACAUGUCCAAGUCAACUGAAUUUAGAGCUUUGCUAUUUUGUAUAUGCAACUCCCUAAUAACAUGUAAAUGAAAUGUAACCUGGUUACCUAAAAAUACAAAAUGUGUUCUCUAACAUGGGUGUGUGCUCAAAAUCAGAGCCUGGCAGUAUUUUCCAUGUGAUGCUCUUAAAUGGAUUUGUAUUCCUGAAUAGAGGCCUGUGUGGUUCUUUUUGUACUGUUUUUAAAUUACUAAUUCUGAUGAAAUACAGUAUAUUUUCCAAAAA
Molecule: messenger RNA, 1504 nt
Organism: Phasianus colchicus (ring-necked pheasant)
Lineage: Eukaryota; Metazoa; Chordata; Aves; Galliformes; Phasianidae
Gene: NSUN3
Product: NOP2/Sun RNA methyltransferase 3
Biological process (GO): rRNA methylation
Cellular component (GO): mitochondrial large ribosomal subunit
Molecular function (GO): RNA methyltransferase activity
Source: RefSeq, a predicted model, not a curated record